AUGCUUGUUGGAGGAUUUGGUGUUCUGCUCUUCGUCCGACUGCUUCGCCAACUCUGCGGCCAGUUCCUUUGGAACGUCCUUCUCUACUGCACAACCAUGGUUGUUCAUUUAGAUUCCGGAGACGAACUUUACCUGGCGUUGUGGUGGCUCUACCACAAGAAGAAAUUGCGCAUGAGGACCAACGAAUAUUAUUAUGGCUCUAUCACAGACAUGAUCAAUGCAUCGCCGGAGAACCAACUCCAUUUGGGCCUAGCCAGUCGUGGCAGGAAUGGCAAGCUCGUCCUUGUACCGGAUCCGACGAAUAUGGCAUUGCACUACAGGGGCCGGAGCUUCUUUCUUCGCCCCGUUUCGGAGGGAGAUGCCUGUACGAUCCGUUGUCUGGGUUGGUCUAUCAAACCGAUUGAAGAUCUCCUUGACGAUGCGUACGAGGGUUACAAAGCCGACAUCGCUAGAUGCUCGAUCUCACUCUAUACCCCCUCUACGGAUCCAGGAAAGUGGAAUUCUUGCACACCGGUCUCUGCCCGGAGCCUUGAAUCAGUCGAGACAGGGUUUCAGGUCAAGACGGCUCUUCUUGCCGACAUUGACAGAUACUUGAACGGCAAAGACUGGUACAGAAGACGGUCCAUACCGUGGCGAAGAGGCUACUUGUUCCACGGGCCACCUGGCACGGGCAAGAGCUCGUUGGUGACAGCCCUUGCUGCGCAUUUCCAGCUGCGAGUAUAUGCGAUUACUUUCUCGGACGGGCUCACCGACGGUGUGCUUCAUCAAUUACUGCGUCGGAUCAGUCAAGUCAAAUGUAUUGUGCUUUUUGAAGAUAUUGACAGUGCUGGUUUGACGAGGGAAGGUCAAGAUGUUGAUAGGGGUGAAGUCCCUGAUCAGACCGAGCCCAACGAGAAGUCGGAGGAACUUUCGGAUCCUCCGAGACCCCUCAAGAGCCGCAAGAGGUGCGCUGUCACUCUCUCCGGUGUCUUGAAUGCGAUUGACGGCAUCGGUGCUCCCGAAGGCCACAUUCUGAUCCUAACGAGCAACUACGCCGAACGCCUUGAUCCUGCGCUGACCCGUCCUGGCCGCGUCGAUUACCGCUUGGAGUUCGAGUUGGCCACGAAGGAACAGGCUCACAACAUUUUCCUCCGGCUUCAGGCGAGCAACAGCCAUGGUGAAGCACGUGUCGGCCUGGAAGAGCUGGCCCAGGCCUUUGCCGACAAAAUCCCGGAGAAGGUUCUGUCGCCUGCAGAGAUCCAGGACUUUCUCCUGCACCGCCCUGACGAUCCUGAGAGGGCAGUCCGCGAAGCCGGUGAUUGGGUCAAGGGAGUGCUCGCAGCCAAAGGAAAGCAGCAGGAGAUUGUUGACGGCGAUCCGGACGGCCGCCGCGGGAACUCGUCAAGGCAGCGCCACGAGGGGCUCUGGGCUAAUAUCUUGGCUUCUAUCUCCAAAUAG
Fonsecaea multimorphosa CBS 102226 is the source of this 1437-nucleotide messenger RNA. RefSeq lists its product as uncharacterized. Gene Ontology annotation, cellular component: mitochondrial inner membrane. The transcript has 2 exons. Gene Ontology annotation, molecular function: ATP binding; ATP hydrolysis activity. NCBI's taxonomy places the organism in Eukaryota, Fungi, Ascomycota, Eurotiomycetes, Chaetothyriales, Herpotrichiellaceae. Gene Ontology annotation, biological process: mitochondrial respiratory chain complex III assembly; protein insertion into mitochondrial inner membrane from matrix. The record is from RefSeq and is a predicted model, not a curated record. The coding region runs from base 1 to 1437 and encodes 478 amino acids.